CAAGCGUGAAGGCGUGCAGCUCUCUUCGACGGAACCCAGUCGCCUCACUUUAAUAUACAUACAUCAUCAGCCUUUCCUGCCACAAGCACCUCCAUCUCGACCUCACCUAUCACACAGUCCGCCUUGCGAACGACCUCCCUCCCACCCGUCCACCUCCACCUCUACCCGUUCAUUCUCUACAGCCAAAUCCUUCUUAAUCUUCUCUCCUCCUCGCAAACCGUCUUCCUCUUUUACACUUCUUCGUCCUCUCUUGCCCGACCACUUUUGUACUACUCCGCCAACGUCAAGUUUGACCCUCACUCCUUUCGAGCGACUUGGUUGUUGGCCCCCCCCGCCUUGCCUAUUUUUUUCUGUCCGAGAGCAAAAUCCUUCUCGCCUACCCAGGACGGCGUACAUCUUCUCUCCCACGGAUGUCUUGUUAAUUGGUAGUCUCUCAAGGACCACUUGAUCCGCGUUCCUGCCGGGUUUUCUCUUUCCAUCUCAAGCAUGUACCCCACUCCUCCGGCGUCCCCUACCCAAGAUGGUCAUUGCAAUCCGGAGGACCGUUUGGGCCACGUCCUGGCGGGCCGACUGCAGCUCACUAGUGUUCUGGGUGUAGGUGCGUACGGCGUGGUGUACACUGCCGUCGACCUUCAAACCAACACUCAGUACGCUGUCAAGGCCCUGACCAAGAUCGGAUUAGAACCCCGUCAGCAACGUUUUCAACAGCGGGAGAUACAACUCCAUUACCAGGCUAGCUUCCAUCCCAAUGUGCUCUCGUUGUACAAAAUCUUCCAAACCCCGGAUUGCACCUACGUCGUCCUUGAAUACUGCCCUGAAGGUGAUCUGUUUUCCAACAUCACAGAGCAGGGAAGGUACGUUGGUAAUGACAUCUUGGCCAAGUCCAUUUUCCUUCAAAUCCUUGAGGCCGUCGAGUAUUGCCAUUCCAUUGGGAUCUACCACCGCGAUCUGAAGCCGGAGAAUGUCCUGGUCACCAAUGAAGGCAUGACUGUCAAGUUAGCAGACUUUGGCCUCGCGACCACCGAGCGCAUAACUUCGGACUACGGCUGUGGCUCGACGUUCUACAUGUCACCAGAAUGCCAGCAACAGGUACCAAAACCAUACGCAAGCUAUGCAUCAGCACCAAACGACGUCUGGUCGUUGGGCGUGAUUCUUGUGAACCUCACCUGCGGGAGAAACCCUUGGAAGCGCGCCUGUUACGAGGAUUCCACAUUCAGAGCCUACAUGCGGGAUCGGGAUUUCCUUAGGUCAAUUCUUCCCAUUAGUCCUGAACUGUCCGCCGUUUUGAACAGGGUUUUCGAAGUGGAUCCAAGCAAACGUGCAACUAUCCGGGAGUUGAAAGAAAUGAUCCUGGCUUGUGAGCGAUUCACCACGACGCCAUCAACACAUCAGGUACACCCCGCUCCCUACAAUGCCGUGGAGUUCGUCAACGAUCAGGGCGUGUGCGCUGCAUGUCCACAGCAGGAGACCGUCCAGGCCAUUCCCCAAGUGCCAGGUCCUGUCGUUGCACCGAUGCCUGAACAGACUGCUGGACAGCUUUCUCCCAGGCUCUCGCAGCUCUCCAACGGGAGCUCGGAUUCGGAUUGUGCUUCAGUCUUUUCCGAUGCGUCGUCCACGUCGUCAGCGUCGUCAACGUCAUCGUUUCAGCACAUUACGAAUACGAAGGUUGUGAUUCCACAACAAUACGUUACAUCGUCGCCUAGUGGCUGGUAUACGUUGCCAUCUCAUCUCCACCGGGUGGCCAAUUACCUUCAGUCUUUCCAACACAUUCCUAUGCCUCACCUUCAAGUCUACUAGACGACACUACCCAGCAAUGGCCCCGAUCCUUUUCUUGAAUGUGUUUUUUCUUUUUCUUUUCCGGUUUCUUUUAUCAUACAAAGAUUCACGAUUGGGAUGAAGAUUACGGCGGAACAUUUGUUUUGAGUUCACGCUGCAGCACAGCGGAAGUUUACCUCUAGAUGGCGUGCGUGGAAGAUGGUGUACAUUGUAGACGUACUCGAUUGUAAUGCCGUUUCUUGUCUGGAGCUUUGUCUCGCUCUAUGGGGCGGCACCAGGGCUUGGCACGUACCUUUCUUAUUUCUUCAAGAUUGAAGUUCGAGGACGCAGAAUAGGUCUGGCCAUUCGGGGAGGGUUCAUUGCAUUGUUGAAGGCGUCCAAACCGGAGCGAAUUUUCCGCUGCGAGUACCAAAAGGGGGGAUUUUCUUUUUUUCGAACCAAAAGGCCGAUUUUUCCAAACAGUCACUUCUCAAAGAUACCAGAGCGGGAGGAAAACCCCAAGCUCACAGAAUACUUUUUUUUUGGUUUGGCACAAAAUCUAUACAUUCUUGUAUAGUAGAAACACAUACGACAUAUUCCUGCGUCGGCGCACCUGCGCAGGAAAGAAAACAAAUAUACGUGAGAUGUACGAUAGCCGUUCGGUACGGCAGUCAA
This is a messenger RNA of Verruconis gallopava, 2430 nucleotides long. RefSeq lists its product as uncharacterized. Gene Ontology annotation, molecular function: protein serine/threonine kinase activity; ATP binding. The coding region runs from base 487 to 1797 and encodes 436 amino acids. Gene Ontology annotation, biological process: protein phosphorylation; intracellular signal transduction. The record is from RefSeq and is a predicted model, not a curated record. The transcript has 2 exons. NCBI's taxonomy places the organism in Eukaryota, Fungi, Ascomycota, Dothideomycetes, Venturiales, Sympoventuriaceae.